Messenger RNA from Meyerozyma guilliermondii ATCC 6260, 1236 nucleotides. RefSeq lists its product as uncharacterized. The record is from RefSeq and is a predicted model, not a curated record. NCBI's taxonomy places the organism in Eukaryota, Fungi, Ascomycota, Pichiomycetes, Serinales, Debaryomycetaceae. Bases 1 to 1236 code for a protein of 411 amino acids. The transcript has a single exon.
AUGUUCAAAUUAUUCCACAGAAAAACAUAUUCCAGGACAAGGCUUCGUGCCCUAUGGAAUGAGUGGAGAUACAAACACAAUACCUCUCAAAACUCGACCAGGAGUGUUGUGCAAUUGCAAGCUGGGGAAGACAUUAUCUCAAAUGCAAAACUUCAAUCUGUACCACCUUCGAGGACAGGACCAGACAGCACAACUAGCUCAAACCAUACUUCAACGCCUGUUGCUUCACCAUUAGCAAAGGCUUUCAAUUUUGAUACGUCUACGGAAGCCUUUUCCUCGAUAACUGACGAGCACAAGAGCAAUAGUGAGGACUCUCGAUCACUGAAAUGGAGAGUAAGAACUCACACAUACACAGCAUGGAUUCGCCAGUGGAAGACUUUCACGAGACGUGCAUCACAGACAAAAAAGUCGGCUCGGUUUGAAAGAAUGAAGAGCCGAUACAGAAAAUUGUUCACUUAUAAACUGGCUGCAAAUUGCGAACCAACUUCUCAGUUGCCGGUGAUGGCUACGGAACCAUUGCAUGUACCAGCAAAAAACGGCACUAGUCCUUUCGAUGUGGCCCUACCUCCAAUUUUUACCAGCUCUGUCUCUUCCGUUUCAAGUGACAACGUUCCAAAAGAAGUUCAAGGUGCUUACGAAGUGAGUGACAACUGGGUAAGCAAUAUUGUCUUUGGAGGUGAAGAAGAGGAAGCCAAGGCUGAAGAGCAUGUUAGCACAGAUUUUGCGAAUGGGUAUCUUGCCGACCCGUCUUGGUUUCUUCCCAAACCUGAUACAUUAGCGACAAUUCUGGGAGAAAGCGCCAAGUUCGCAUGCUUUUGUGAGAUACCCUCACGGACUCAAUCGGUUGCAUCAGCUUCAAACCCAUAUCUGAGCAAGAACCUUGACGACACACCACCGGCUUUAGUGGGACAACAUUUGAAAAAUCCUUCACAGCCCUCAGCAUCGGCGGGAAGUUCAAUCUUGCAAGAUAUCACCUCAGCAGAAACCAUACGGGAACCUCCUAUAACUCAAUGUUCCAUGAGAAUGAAGAGAAAGGAGCUUGUUGUACAAUACGCUAGUCAAACUUCAUUAAUUUCGCCAACUCUGACUUCGAACAGAGCAACAAAAUCUGAGGUUAAAUCAUCGCAGAACUCUGGGUCCAAACGCAAAUAUCUCAAGAGAGCACCGACCCGGAUUGCAAGUUGGUUUUCGUCAGUGCACCAGAAGACAACAUUGAAGCCGUCCUCGAAGCAUUGA